AGAUGGAGAAAAUGAGUGAUCUAUCGUCUGCGAAGGGAAUUUCGUCUGAGAGUGCAAAUGAUUCAUUUGUAAAAAGAAGAGAGGAAUUCAAACAACGAGAACUAGAUAGGAAUGAUAAAGACCCUUGUUAUGAGGAAGGACAGAUGGCAUUAGACUGUCUUAAACAACACAUGUAUGAUAAAUCAAAGUGUGUCCUGGAGUUUGAAAAUACACGUGCUUGUAAGAAGUUCUGGAACAAGGUGCAGUGGCAUCGGUUCUUUAAUGGGAUUACCCCCAAAAUGCCUGAAAAGGAGGAGUGGGAGGCGGUGAAGAAGGAGUAUUCAAAGUGGAUAUCUAACUGAAUUAAUGUGGAUGGAGUAUCAUAAGUGGAUAUCUAACUGAAUUAAUGUGGAUGGAGUAUCAUAAGUGGAUAUCUAACUGAAUUAAUGUGGAUGGAGUAUCAUAAGUGGAUGUAUCAUUAUCUAAAUGAAUUGAUGUGAAUGGAGUAUUACAAGUGGAUAAACUGGUAUUAUCUAACUGAAUUAAUAUAGAUGAAGUAAGUGGAUAAAUGUGGAUGGACCAUUGAUAAGUGGAUUUAUCUAACUGAAUGUGGAUGGAGUAUUAUAAGGGCCUAAUUUGGAUAUAUAGUUAAAUUAAAUAUAUGAAUGGAGUCAGUUAAUGAUUGACAACUUUGAUUCAUGGAAUUAUGGUACAAUUAAAAGCUACACUAUGACA
Molecule: messenger RNA, 714 nt
Organism: Ostrea edulis (European flat oyster)
Lineage: Eukaryota; Metazoa; Mollusca; Bivalvia; Ostreida; Ostreidae
Product: coiled-coil-helix-coiled-coil-helix domain-containing protein 7-like
Exons: 3
Coding region: 3-341 (112 amino acids)
Source: RefSeq, a predicted model, not a curated record